This is a messenger RNA of Nilaparvata lugens (brown planthopper), 879 nucleotides long. RefSeq names its product 2',5'-phosphodiesterase 12-like. Gene Ontology annotation, biological process: nuclear-transcribed mRNA catabolic process, deadenylation-dependent decay. Gene Ontology annotation, cellular component: mitochondrion. The annotation marks the transcript as partial. NCBI's taxonomy places the organism in Eukaryota, Metazoa, Arthropoda, Insecta, Hemiptera, Delphacidae. The record is from RefSeq and is a predicted model, not a curated record. The transcript has 7 exons. Gene Ontology annotation, molecular function: 3'-5'-RNA exonuclease activity.
UUGAUUAACGUCACCAUUCGACUGGAAAGUUUUCAUUUCCAUGAGGAUAAUCGAGACCCUGUUGAAGCUGGUCCGGGACUUUGUCCAUUCGAGAGUCGUCACCCAUUCACCAGUACACGGUUGUCCGGAAAUGAGUUUCGUGUGAUCACUUACAAUAUCCUUUCUGAUAUUUACACAGAAACUGCGGAAGCUCUCAGUCAUUUAUUCCAUUAUUGCCCCCGUUAUGCUCUGAAAAUGGAUUACAGAAAACAACUGCUUAUCAAAGAAAUACUAGGAUAUAAUGCUGACUUGAUAUUCUUGCAAGAGGUGGAUGAGUUCUUCUUUAACAGAGAUUUGAAGUAUGUAUUGGGCCCCGCCGGCUACGAAGGGUGUUUCGCACUGAAAGGAAGUACUGUGAAGGAAGGUGUUGCUUGCUUCUAUUCUAACGAUAGAUUCAAGCUGUUGCACUCUGAAUCGAUUAUACUUGGAGAAGUUAUUCAAAAUAAUCAUUGCUUGAAUGAGAUAUGGGAAGUUAUAAGCAAAAAGGAAGCCCUCAAACUGCGUGUGAUUGAUAGGCAUACAACAUUACAGAUACUGACUUUGGAAAGUUUAGACAAAUCAGAUGAAUUACUUGUAGUUGCCAACACUCAUCUAUAUUUUCAUCCCGAUGCUGAUCACGUUCGAUUAAUCCAGGCCGGAAUAUCUAUUAAGUACAUCACUGACUACAUAGACAAAUUGAAGAAAGAAACUCGUCGAAAUGUGUCUCUCAUCUUCUGUGGUGACUUCAACAGUGUUCCAGAGUGCGGAAUUUACAAACUCAUGACAACUGGUCUUGUACCAGAGGAUUACAUUGAUUGGAAAAGCAGUAAGUGCGCUGGUAUACGGUUGAAUUUUAUAUGA